Pieris macdunnoughi is the source of this 228-nucleotide messenger RNA. The record is from the annotation of a GenBank genome assembly. NCBI's taxonomy places the organism in Eukaryota, Metazoa, Arthropoda, Insecta, Lepidoptera, Pieridae.
AUGGGAAUACUAAAACAGCUUUACAUCAAGAAUCAGUUCGCCGCAUGCUCUGAAGAUUUUAUAAAGAUGGAAGAAGUUGUUACGGAUAUAGAAGGUGAUAUUGGAAAACUUCAACGCCAAAAAGAAAAUCGUGAAAAACUGAAUUUCUCGCCAGACACUGAGCAAGUUUUGUUAAAAAACGAUUCUGCUAAAAAAGCUAACAAGUUGGACAAAGAAAACUGCUUUUAA